Messenger RNA from Coffea eugenioides, 2106 nucleotides. Its product is annotated as glutamyl-tRNA(Gln) amidotransferase subunit A, chloroplastic/mitochondrial-like. Gene Ontology annotation, cellular component: glutamyl-tRNA(Gln) amidotransferase complex. Bases 61 to 1671 code for a protein of 536 amino acids. NCBI's taxonomy places the organism in Eukaryota, Viridiplantae, Streptophyta, Magnoliopsida, Gentianales, Rubiaceae. Gene Ontology annotation, biological process: translation. The transcript has 10 exons. The record is from RefSeq and is a predicted model, not a curated record. Gene Ontology annotation, molecular function: glutaminyl-tRNA synthase (glutamine-hydrolyzing) activity.
UAAACCCAUAAAUCCUCUGCCUUUCCUCCUCUUUCCCUCCUCAGAAACGAGCUAACAAUAAUGCUGUCUUCAAUCCAAAAUCCGAGGCUUCUCCGCCUCUCAACCCUCCAUCAAAUCCCCCUCAGGUGCCUCCAAACCUCCACCACCCCUGUCCCCACACCCUCCUCCCCACAACCCACUUCCCAAAUUCUCAGAAUACGUAAAUCCCUUCUCUCCCGGGAGACCACAGCGGUAGAAAUAGCCAAGACUUUCCUCAGCCGCCUCCGCCGCACCGAACCCCAACUCAAGAGCUUCCUGUACGUAUCCCCGGAAGAUGCCGUUUUGAAACAGGCUGAAGAAAUUGACAGGAGAAUUCAGAACAAUGAGGAAUUGGGCCCUCUUGCUGGAGUUCUUGCUGGGGUUAAAGAUAAUAUUUGCACUUCAGAUAUGCCUUCCACUGCCGGGUCCAAGAUUUUGGAGAAUUAUACUCCGCCAUAUGACGCCACGGCGGUUAAAAAGUUGAGGGAAAAUGGCGCUAUCAUUGUUGGCAAGACUAAUUUGGAUGAGUUUGGUAUGGGAAGUACUACUGAAGCCUCUGGCUAUCAGGUGACAGCUAAUCCUUGGGAUUUAUCUCGGGUACCAGGGGGAUCAUCUGGGGGCUCUGCAGCAGCUGUUUCUGCUCAACAGUGUGCUGUGUCAUUGGGAACUGAUACUGGUGGAAGUGUUAGGCAACCAGCAUCAUUUUGUGGUGUUGUUGGACUCAAACCAACAUAUGGUCGUGUCUCAAGAUAUGGCCUUGUUGCUUAUGCAUCAUCUCUAGAUGUCAUUGGAUGCUUGGGUUCAUCAGUUGCUGAUACAGGGAUAGUCCUUCAGGCAGUUUCGGGUCAUGAUAAAUUUGAUGCCACUAGUAGUAAACAAGGAAUUCCUAACUUUGCAUCCCAGUUUAUUCCCAAGGAUUAUUUGGAUUCUAAACCUUUGAAAGGACUUAGAGUGGGUGUUAUCCGUGAAACCCUUGCGGAUGGAGUUGAUCCAGAUGUAAUUUCGUCACUCCAACAUUCUGUUUCUCACUUGGAGGAUUUGGGAUGCACCAUAUCUGAGGUCUCAUUCCCAUCUUUCUCCCUUGGUUUGCCAGCAUACUACAUUCUUGCUUCAUCCGAAUCAUCCUCAAACUUAGCCCGCUAUGAUGGAGUUAGAUUUGGAAAUCAGGUCUUUGCUGAUGAGCUAAGUUCCUUGUAUGGGGAUUCUCGUGCUGAAGGAUUUGGUUCUGAGGUUAAACUUAGAAUUCUAAUGGGGACAUAUGCACUUUCAGCUGGAUAUUAUGAUGCAUAUUACAAGCGUGCCCAGCAGGUUAGGACUUUAGUUCAGAAGAGCUUCAGAGCAGCUUUGGAAGAAAAUGACGUUCUGAUCUCACCUGCAGCACCAUCUGUUGCUUAUAAGAUUGGUGAGAAGAAAAAUGACCCGUUGGCCAUGUAUGCGGGUGACAUCAUGACCGUCAAUGUCAACUUGGCUGGUUUACCUGCAUUGGUUUUACCCUGUGGAUUUGUUGAAGAAGGAUCAUCCGUUCUUCCUGUUGGUUUGCAAAUGAUUGGAGCAGCAUUUGAUGAGGAAAGUUUACUUAAAAUAGGCCACAUAUUUGAGCAGACGCUUCAAGGUUACAGUUUUGUCCCUCCACUAGUGGGCAAUGACUUUUGAGUGCUAGUCACCAUCUGGCAUUGCAAUUUGAAAAUGUAGAAAGAAUUUUUUCAGGGCUUUUGGAGUUGCUGUAGGUUACAAGACCAUGAUGGAUGUUCUUCAAGCGUUCUUCCUACUAGAAUACCUGCUAUUUUUGCAGGCAAAUUCCGUCAAGUUGAUACUUUAACCUGUUUGCAUUGUGUAUGUUCAGAGUUAUUCAUUGAAGACCUGAGAUGGUCCACUAACUCUCGUCCACAGUGCUAGGAAAAGUUGCUGCAGAAAGCAUCUAUAUAAUUAUAGAGGAUUCAUUGUGUGAUAUAGCAGCUGAAUUAACUGAUUGUUUAAGAUGUAGAUGCUAGUUCUCAUAUUUGCAUUUUGCAGUAAUUUAAGGGUGUUGUACAUGAAAUUUUUAUCACAGGUUCAAAGGCUAAGUAGACCUGUUUCCGCGUCAUUGUC